Molecule: messenger RNA, 2022 nt
Organism: Penicillium alfredii
Lineage: Eukaryota; Fungi; Ascomycota; Eurotiomycetes; Eurotiales; Aspergillaceae
Product: CBS and PB1 domain protein
Exons: 4
Coding region: 1-2022 (673 amino acids)
Molecular function (GO): protein binding
Source: RefSeq, a predicted model, not a curated record
AUGUCGGCCACUGGUACUUUUAGGGGAACGCCCAAUAAAACCAUCGGGAGAGGAAGGCUGCCCGAUUUUGACAACGCUUCCUCGAGUAGCUCCCACAUCCCCCGACCCCGACCAGAAUCCGCCGCCGCUCACUCUUCUGCUGCCCACACCCCGUCCAGCGACGUCGGAGGUGGCACCAUGAGCGCCGCAAGUAGUCGACAAAGACAAAACCAGUCGAAGCGUGAUGAGGCUAUCCGCCGCAAACUGGAGGCCGACCUCAACAAAAAGAGGCAUCACCCGACAAAAGCACGGAACUCCCGAAAAGCCCCUCCGGGCACAGUGCUCGCCCUCAAGCCUAGCCAGGCUCUUCAGAUCAAGCCCGCCCUCAGCAUCGCCGAAGCCUCCCAGUUGAUGGCCGCCAAAAGAGAGGACUGCGUGCUGGUUACCGAUGACAAUGACCGGAUUGCUGGUAUCUUUACGGCAAAGGAUCUGGCGUUCCGUGUGAUCGGAAUGGGCCUGAAGGCGCGAGAGGUCUCUGUCGCCGAGAUCAUGACCAAGAACCCACUGUGCGCGAGAACGGACACAAGUGCUACGGACGCCCUCGAUCUGAUGGUUCGGAAAGGAUUCCGGCAUCUGCCGGUCAUGGACGAAAACCAGGAUAUCUCUGGUGUGCUCGAUAUCACCAAGUGCUUCUAUGAUGCGAUGGAGAAGUUAGAGCGCGCCUACAGCUCGUCUCGCAAGCUGUAUGAUGCUCUCGAGGGUGUCCAGACGGAGCUUGGCUCAAGCCAACCCCAACAGGUUAUUCAGUACGUGGAGGCCCUGCGACAAAAGAUGUCGGGACCGACCCUCGAGACCGUUCUGGAUGGAAUGCCACCGGUGACUGUUUCCGUCCGAACUUCUGUCAAGGACGCUGCUGCGAUCAUGAAGGAGCACCACACCACUGCCCUGCUUGUGCAAGAUCAGGGCUCCAUCACGGGUAUCUUUACCAGCAAGGAUAUUGUCCUUCGUGUCAUCGCUCCUGGCCUCGACCCUGCUACUUGCAGCGUUGUCCGUGUCAUGACUCCCCACCCCGACUUUGCUCCAUCAGACAUGAGCAUUCAAGCUGCGCUUCGCAAGAUGCACGAUGGUCAUUACCUCAACCUGCCCGUCAUGAACGAGUCUGGUGAAAUCGUCGGCAUGGUAGAUGUGCUGAAACUCACCUAUGCCACCCUCGAACAGUCUCAGAUCAACACCAUGCAAACCCACGAUGACGAGGGCCCCGCAUGGAACAAGUUUUGGUUGUCGAUGGACCAUGAGUCAGACUCGAUGGUUUCUGGCAGCCAGCAGCCGCAUACCCCCCACCGCUCAGCAGUCAUGAGCCCCGACCUCACCCGCUCAGGCUACGAUAAUAGUGUUCUUCCGAACGAAUCUGCAUCACACCACGGCGAUGGGCAUUCUGAGGUCGUUUCUCAGCACCAUGAGGAGCACCACAACGAGCAAGCGCCCUUCCCCUUCAAGUUCAAGGCUCCGAGUGGCCGAGUGCAUCGCGUGAAUGUACUUGCCUCUGCAGGUGUUACCGAUCUCGUCUCACAGGUCACGGCCAAGCUCGGGAACGAGCUUGAGGCGGUGGGCGGCGAGUCUGUUGUCGAGGAAGGCCGCCUCAGUAACACUGGCUACGCUCUCAGCUACAUGGACAACGAAGGAGACACCGUCUCCAUCACCACCGAUCAGGACUUGACAGAUGCCAUCAAUCUGGCCCGCCGCACCCGCCGAGACAAGGUCGAUCUCUUUGUUCACGACCCUGCCCAGCCUCCCAUUCCUGCCACUGUCGAACCCCAGCCAGCAAAGCCUGUGACCCCUCCCACAGAACACAGUGCCGAUGACCAUCCUGAGGAGGAAGCUCUCUUGAACAAGCCCCACCCCCAGAAUGCUUUCCCGUCGCACUCUCCGGAGGAGCAGUUGAUCUCGGGUGUUCCUAACGACCUCCUUCUCCCCGGUGCUAUUGUGACAUUGGCCGCCGUCAUUGCAGGCGUGUUCAUUCUCAGCCGUCCCAGUGGUCGGUAA